UCCAACAGGUGAUAUUCUUAAAAGUUGGGAAGACAACAGUCAAGACACCCCACCAUGUUCUCCCUGUGGCUAGGAAUAGCAGUGUCUCUUCUAAUAACGCUACCCAUCUGCAAAGGCGAAACGGUGAAGACCAAAGUGUUGGUCCUGGGUGCCGGGAUGGCGGGAAUAUCGGCCGCACGUAGCCUCAACCAGAGCGGCCUGACCGACUUCAUCAUCCUCGAAGGUACCAACCGUAUCGGGGGUCGAGUUUGGAAGGUGCCGUUCGGCGGAAAGACCAUUGACAUCGGCGGGAACUGGGUUCAUGGGGUCUCCGAUGACAAUCCGGUAUGGGCGAUGGUUAAGAGUUAUAACAUGACUGGAACCUUUAGCAACUGGGACAACAUCACGGUAAGGAACAGCACUGGUCAAGUUGUGACCUCACAGUGGCACACAGUCCUCGCUUCCCUCGACGAACCAUCUGAGACCGCCUACGACCUAGCUGUUGAGAGAAACGCGACAGGACAACCCGAUAUGCCGCUACGAGCUGCUCUGAAGUUAAGCGGUUGGAACCCAACCUUGCCCAUGCAGAAAGCUGUUGAGUACGUCAGCUAUGACUGGGGUUAUGGAGAAGAGCCAGAUGUGUCGUCUUUGCUCAGGGGGGAGAUCGAACCGACAAUCGAGCAGUUUGGCGAGGAUGAUUACUUUCUAACAGACCCACGAGGAUAUGUCUACAUCAUCGAUCAAAUGGCAAAAAGCUUUCUCGCAGGAAAUGACCAACGGCUCAAGCUCAACAAAACGAUCACCAGCAUCCAAUGGGGGAACAAUGGUGUCACUGCCACCACCAAGGAUGGUUCUAGAUACACCGCCGACUAUGCUAUCGUGACCUUCAGCAUGGGGGUUCUCCAAGACAACUUGGUCCAGUUUGUCCCGAGUCUGCCCGAUUGGAAGCGAGAGGCCAUCUUUCGAGUUCGCAUGGCCUUGUACACGACGAUCUACCUGAAGUUUCCAUCUAAAUUCUGGGACGACGAUGAGUACAUCGUGUACGUGGCGGAGCGCAGGGGCUACUACACCGUGUGGCAGAACAUGGAGGCUGAGGGGUUGUUUCCAACAGGGACCAAUCUUCUUUUAGUGACCUUGAUGGAUGAUGAGGCACGACGUGUAGAGGCCCAGUCUGACCAAGCAACUCAGGCCGAAGUCAUGGCUGUCCUCCGCACCAUGUACGGAGCCGGCAUCCCCGACCCUACAGACAUCCUGGUGCCGAGAUGGGAACAGGACCCGUUCUUCCGCGGCUGCUACGCCAACUGGGGAGUCGGCAUCAAUGAUGAGGAGCUGCACAAGCUGCAGGCUCCUGUCGCCGGGCGUCUUUUCUUCGCAGGAGACGGGACAGGACCGCACUAUGGCUACCUGCAGGGUGCCUUCUUCGAGGGAGCGAGAGUAGCUGACGCCAUCGCGACGUGUGUGGGAGGAGGCCGGUGUGAGAAGGAGUACCAGCCGCCCCGCGGGGGUUGUACCUGUCCCGCUGCAGACAACUUCGACAGCCAGGCCACGGUAGACAACGGUUCCUGCAUGUACCCCACCAGCAAUGGAGACCGUACCAUGCCGUUUUCAACAUCAUUCUACAUUUUGUCUGUUAUGAUCGCAGUCAAAGAUAUGUUGUAAUGUUAUGCACUUUCUCCUUAAGAGCGAAUAUCUGUAAGGGUCAAACAAUGGUGGCACCGGUCAAAAAAUCGAUUUGGCUCAUACUUUGCACAGUGAUAGUACUUGCUACAUAACCCCUCAAAAUAGUUUCUUUCUGCUCAGAACCUCUCGUUGCUAUGGCAACAUUCCAAAGAAGUUUGUGGGUCAUUUUUCCAGGUUUUGGCUUGUAAAAAAACAUGAAAAUUGGCCAACUUUAGGGCACUAUGACUGAUCAAUGCUUUAACUUAAUAAAAGCAGAAUCUGCUGAUUAGAGAAAUGCCCAAACCUGCAUUGAAUAGCAGUAAAGUCAAUCUUUUGUACACUUCUACUCAGAUCUCAACUCUCCUGGCAUGAAGGAAAAUCAAGGAAAUAAGUUAAGAAUGCCCAAGAAGCGAUUUUUAUAACUGCAGUAUUUAUUUUAGUAGCUGGAGCAUUUACAA
This is a messenger RNA of Branchiostoma floridae (Florida lancelet), 2096 nucleotides long. Its product is annotated as polyamine oxidase 7-like. Gene Ontology annotation, molecular function: oxidoreductase activity. Lineage: Eukaryota; Metazoa; Chordata; Leptocardii; Amphioxiformes; Branchiostomatidae. The record is from RefSeq and is a predicted model, not a curated record. The transcript has 3 exons. The coding region runs from base 55 to 1638 and encodes 527 amino acids.